Messenger RNA from Colletotrichum chrysophilum, 2169 nucleotides. RefSeq lists its product as uncharacterized. Lineage: Eukaryota; Fungi; Ascomycota; Sordariomycetes; Glomerellales; Glomerellaceae. The coding region runs from base 1 to 2169 and encodes 722 amino acids. The record is from RefSeq and is a predicted model, not a curated record. The transcript is spliced from 2 exons.
AUGGGGCGCCCGCCGGCGUACAUCUUCGUUGUCAGGCACGGCGCACGUCUCGACGGCGCUGACAAGAGAUGGCACCUAACAUCCCCGACUCCCUACGACCCUCCCCUGACCUAUGGCGGCUGGCAGCAGUCCAAGGCCCUCGGCGUCCGGAUUGCCAGUAUCCUGCGCCAGGCCGAGGCUGAUUCGAACAGGACCCCGAAUGGUCGUGACAGCUCGACAGACUCGAAGAAGCGACGCAAGUUCAAGGUCGUACUCCACAGCUCCCCGUUCCUACGAUGCGUCCAAACCUCCGUGGCCAUUAGCGCCGGCCUGGCCCAGGCUCCUCCCCUAAACACGCCUUCAUACCCGAUGCCUUCGCCCAGCACGAAUCCUUCCGCCUCUCCCUUCGUCCUUCCGGCUUCUGUAACCGAGGAGGUUGAUCCCCUCUCCACCGAUGCGAGCGAGAACAAGCCCGAGCCUCCCAAGAAGAAGAUCAAGCGGUCCACACUACGUCUCGACGCCUUCCUGGGCGAGUGGCUUUCCCCCGAAUACUUUGAGAUGAUUACGCCUCCCCCAGGCUCCGCGAUGAUGCUGGCAGGUGCGAAGGCAGAUCUGCUCAGGCGGGAGAACAUCAGCGCCCACGACCAGAUCGUGGAGCACUCCCACCACCACGCCAGCUCGGUGGGCCAGGCCCAGAGCCAGCUGUGGAACAGCCCCAAGUUCAGAGCAACCCCCGAGCGAUCCGGUUCUACCGACUCGAACGCGCCGUCCAUCUUCGGUCUGGAUAGCGGCCGGCCUAGAAGUCGGGCGGACAGCGCAGCGAGCUCCUCCAGCCAGCGUGUCCGCUUCACGGUCCCCGAGCCGGGAAACCCAAAGGACGGAUACGUCGCCCCGACCCCGAACUACGCCGUCUCGUCGAACGUGAAGAUCCCCGACGGCUACGUGGCGCAUGCGAGGGACGCCUGUUUGCACGUGGACUACCAGUGGGACUCGAUGAGAGAGCCGUUUGACUGGGGCGACGGCGGCAAGUACGGAGAGGAGUGGACGGCCAUGCACCAACGGUUCAGACGGGGCGUGCAGAAGCUCGUGGACUGGUACACCACGGCCGAGCGUCCAAGCGAGAUGGUCACCAAGACGGUGAGGACGUCUCACAACGGCGACACCGAAUGCGCUAUUGACGACGACGAUGAGGAAGACGUGGAGUCGGUUGUCAUUCUCGUUUCCCACGGUGCCGGCUGCAACGCUCUCAUUGGUGCCAUUACCCAUCAGCCGGUCCUCAUGGACGUAGGUAUGGCGUCUUUGACCAUGGCUGUCCGCAAGCCGAACCGCGAGGCCGAGCCCUCUGCCCUAGACACACCCAUGUCGGAAGUUGCCGACCCAAUGUCUCAGGCGGGAGUCAUCCCAGUUCACCAAUACUACGAUCUUAAGCUGUUCGCAAACACCGACCAUCUGAGGCCGAGCUCAUCCUCUACACACAACCUCUCCAGAGCCCCUUCCACGGCGUCAAACUCGAGCCAUUCUCAGAAUGGUCAAUCAGGCGCCCGUGGCCGUAUCGCGACGGGAAACGGGGCGUACACGCCCGCGCCCAUCACCUUUAACCCGGAGUCGUUCGUCUUCCCGGGCAGCCGCAGCACAUCGGCAAACGCCAACCUCGGCAGCAUGCGCCGCACAUCGCACAACAACACCUACUCCCUCCCUCGGACACCUGCGCUGAACACAACGGGCAUCACCGUGGGAAGUGGCGUCACGAGUUUUACCAACACCACCACAAACUACAACAGCAACAAUAACAACACGAAUGCGUCGCCUACACUAUCUGCCGGCCUAUGGUCGCCAAUCACGCCCAAGAAGGACGCAGACGAAGAGGAAGAGGACGACGACAUCUUCCCCGACUUUGACCACCGCAAGAAGCUCGCAGCCCUCUCCAAGCAGGGCCCCGAGAUCGUUAAGCCCCCGACGCCCGAGCGCAAGGAGCCGCAGUUCGGCGGUCCUACCAAGGUGCCCCUGCGGUUCCAGGAGAUCUCCCGCCCGACCUCGAGCGACGGCGCAGAGGAGGAGAACAAGGUGCCCCCACUGAGCUUCGCCACUGGCGGCGGCCUCUGGGGCGCGCCGCGGCCGCUGGGCGAGACGGAGAUCACGCGCGACAUGACGACGUCCAAACGGCGAUGGACCGUCAACGAGCGCGCUUAG